Molecule: messenger RNA, 282 nt
Organism: Perkinsus marinus ATCC 50983
Lineage: Eukaryota; Perkinsozoa; Perkinsida; Perkinsidae
Exons: 1
Source: RefSeq, a predicted model, not a curated record
ACCGUGGAUAGUCUGAUACAAAAGACGGUGGAGUGUUGUGCGAGAACGAAGGGGGUAGAGUGCGAGACACUUCAGUGCGUAGCGCACGAAUUAAAGGAAAGGAAAGAGAACUUGGCCGCUGAUGAUUCAAGAAUCUUUCCUGAUAUCCGCAAGACGACUCACGCUCGGAAGUUGAAGGAGCUUCUGCAACAGCAGCAUCCGACUAGAUACGCGUUGCCAUAUGUAGAUAAGCAUGCUAGUAUUAUCUUCGGGCGGUCAAGCUCCGGUUUGGAAAAUAAAUGA